Molecule: messenger RNA, 552 nt
Organism: Penaeus indicus
Lineage: Eukaryota; Metazoa; Arthropoda; Malacostraca; Decapoda; Penaeidae
Product: scuwaprin-a-like
Exons: 3
Coding region: 97-348 (83 amino acids)
Cellular component (GO): extracellular region
Molecular function (GO): peptidase inhibitor activity
Source: RefSeq, a predicted model, not a curated record
CGUCGACACUCAUUAUUUAAGUCCAGCUCACUGCUGCUGCCGACACAGAUAGUCGAGUCAGCGGUGGAAAAGGGACUCCUGCUUCUCGUCUGCGAAAUGGCCUCGUUCGCAUUGCGCUUGUGUUUUGUUCUGGCUGCUCUGCUGAUGGCAAGUUUUGUUUGUGGAACACCUGUCAUUAAAGAAAAACCUGGCCUAUGCCCCGGGCUCAAAACCCCCAAAAUACCUGGCCAUGAGAACCCUUGUCGCAAUGACUAUGACUGCCCAACGAUUCAAAAGUGCUGUCCCUUUGGAGCUCCUGAAGCCAACGCUAGAAUAUGUGCAGAUCCUUAUUUUGGGUCCCACCACUGAAUGACAACUGAUUCUGGAUUUAUAGCAGAAAGCAGGUUAUUAGUUCAGUCAAUGCAUAGAUUAGGCUAAAUAUGCAGGUACACACCCACAGGCAAGCAUAUUACCUACAUUUCUUCAAAGUAAAAUUUGUGCUGCUGGCAUUUUUCAAUCUAUUGUUGAUGGCUGCAAAUGUAUUGACUGAAUAAUAAAGUGCUAUAAAUGGUA